Messenger RNA from Schistosoma spindalis, 150 nucleotides. Lineage: Eukaryota; Metazoa; Platyhelminthes; Trematoda; Strigeidida; Schistosomatidae. The record is from the annotation of a GenBank genome assembly.
CUUGUGGGGUUAGUGAAAUCACAGAAUUUACAGGACCUUUUUGAGAAUGUGAGGAUUGCCAAAGAAAAGCUCGUAAAGCUUGGUGUGUUCAAGACUAUUUUUGCUGUCGUGGAUGUGUCCGAAGAUCAUUCAAAGCCGAAUGCGUAUAAA